Molecule: messenger RNA, 2375 nt
Organism: Pundamilia nyererei
Lineage: Eukaryota; Metazoa; Chordata; Actinopteri; Cichliformes; Cichlidae
Product: V-set and transmembrane domain-containing protein 2-like protein
Exons: 4
Coding region: 225-1028 (267 amino acids)
Cellular component (GO): membrane
Source: RefSeq, a predicted model, not a curated record
AGUGAGCGGAAGCAGAGCCACAUUCACUCAGUCACUCAGUCAGCUGGCACAGGAGGAGGCUGCGGCGACUUCCUCGUUAUUUCUCGCAGGUAUCCCACUCCCUUCGUCGCCAGAACAAGCCUUCCGGAUUAAACAACAACAAAAGAAAAAAAAAGAGAAAAAUUUUGUUUUCGACGUGCACUCCACUCGAUGUGAAAAAGAGCGCGAGACAAAACAUAAGCGAAAUGGGAGCGUUCAGGGUGCUGUUGGGGAGUUUACAUUACAUGGGACUCUACAUGCAACUUAGUGUCUCCACGAGGCAAGCUGGACACGGCGAGAUAGAGAACCACAUCUCUGGGAACGCCAUGUUCACAGAGGUGCCUCACGAUAUGACUGCCCAAAGAGGUCAGGAUGUGGAGAUGGCCUGCUCAUUCAGAGGAGCGGGAACCCCUUCCUAUGCACUGGAAAUCCAGUGGUGGUACAUCAGGAACCAUCUUGACUGGACCCACAGGCAGCCCUGGACAACUAAUGAAGUGGCUCCUGAGGAGGAGAUGGCAAAGGAUGCUACAAAGAUAAGUGUUGUGAAGGUUGUAGGAAGCAACAUCUCCCACAAACUCCGCCUCUCCCGAGUCAAGCCGUCUGACGAGGGCACGUACGAGUGCCGAGUCAUUGACUUCAGCGACAUCGAGGGCGCGCGUCACCACCGCGUCAGAGCCUACCUGCAGGUGGUGCCGGAGAGCGACGUAAUCAGCCGUAACCCCAGCAACAACUUUGAGGCCAUGGACGACACCAAGAGAGGAGUGGGAUUCUCUGACGGGGACGACGGGGAGUCUCUCGGUGGCACCAAAGAGCACGCUCACAGCCAUCACCAGAAUCACGGGCACCACCAGGAGCACGGCAAGCGUUCUUCUUCACCUGCCCACCACAGCCACGGCAGCAGCAGCAGCAGUCAGCAACACAAGGCGGGCAGAGAGCUGAGGAAGAGGGACGUGGACAGUAACCACAGUAGCCACAAUGACUGCACCAACGAACCGAGCUGUGCGCUGUAGAUGGCAUUGCACAAGGAUUGCAUAAUAUGAUGUGUGUCACAGCAUAAAAAAGCUAUUCUUCCCACACAGUGCAGGCCUGUGCACAAAUCCAGAAUCUCUAGAAAAUGUCCAGUUUGGCUUAUUCUAAGCACAGGGCUGCAAACUGUGCAGGGAAUGUAGCUUUUUCUCGCUGUGCAUGGGUCUGGGUUGGACUGCUCACCUGUCUGUAAAGCCUGGCUUCACAGCAUUCAGCAAAAGGGUGGGAAGGGGGAGGGGGGUGCUGAUGUGUAGAUCUAGGCAGCUCCACAGGUUCUGGUCUCAGCACCAAUUAUAAAAAAAGAAAAGAAAAAAAGAGACUUCUGUCUUACUAUUAACCCGUGCUCUGUUCCACUCUUGUACUUUACAUACUGUAAAAGACACACUCAGCUUUCAUGCUCAUACUUCUUCCACUGCCUUACUCUGUCAUUUGAUACACCCUCAGAAAAGAAAGGCUGAUAUUGUACAUUUUAUAACUGGGUCUGUCCCCAGUAGAAAAAAAUCCUCCCUUUUAUUCUGAGAGUAUUCUGAAUGAAACUCAGCCUACUUCUUUCCCUGAAAAUCUUUUUCAGCUUCAUUACAUCUUUUUUUUUCUCUUCUGUGUGCAUUCAAUAAGUAUACAGCCACACAUCGACAAGUGUUCUCCCUGUGUUCCCAGAGCAGCAGUGCUUAUCCAGCACAGACACAAGUCUUAAAUCACAGAUACAUCGAUAGUUUGAAAAGGGAGAGAUUUUAAAUCAAACCAACAACAACACGGGCUCCAUCCUCCCCGCAGAGCUCUUUUGAGUUUAUGACGCCUCUCUGAAAAUUUGCCUUCCCUCGCUCGUGCUGCAGGUUUGAUCCACUCAUGGCUGUUCACGCUGAGAGAAAUCAAUCAAUCAAAUCGCUCCAUGCGGACCCCAUCCUAUUGGAAAGCCAUGAAACGGUCAAAUCCCAAUGCCUCUAAAUUAAACAGAUUUGGUGUGCCUCUGAAUCCUGACUAUAAAUACAUAGAAGGAACAGAUCGUGAUCUUCGUGAACCAAACUUCCCCCGUUUAUGGAGGAGCUGGGCUGUAUUCCUCUCCCAGCUUAGUUCUUUUAUUCCAGUGCUCUGGCCCAGUUCUUAUCAGUCAUUUUAAAAGAAAAAAGCCUCAAUCCUCUCCACUACAAGCCUCUAAACCCACCCUGUGUACAUGACUGUAAAAUAUGAAUUAAAGCUAGUGCAUGUUUAGUGAUUUUCUUAAAAAAAAAAAAGACUUUUGCAGCCAACCAAUAAAAACAGUGUUACCUGAGUUUACUUAUAUUGUAAAAAAAAAAACAUCAUUCUGUUCCGAAUCCAUAUUUUACUUUUAA